AUGUUGAUUAACGGAAGGAUAGUCGAAGGACCAAUUGACGAGGACUUGGGCCCCAUGCAAGCAAACAAUAAUGGAAUUGGCAUUGCAAACAAUUCUGCAGAUAUUCCUCCGCUUCCCCAGGCCAAUCUUACCCAGAAAGCCAAUGUUCUCAAUUUCCAUAACUAUCAAGUAUCUUUGAACCCGAAAUAUAAACAGUCUGAUACCAUUAAACACUUUAACAAAUUGAAACAAUUUUCAAUCUCGAGAUCCUCCUUGAACCGUUGGAUUGCCAAUGAACAAAAAAUCAAGGAAGAUGCUUUGAAGUUGAGCAGCAACUCUAAGUCGUUAACUAAGGUCAGAAAGUCAAUUAAACCAUCCAUGAUCAAAAUUCAAGAGUUUUUUGCCAAAAAUGAAAACAUUAUUAAAUGCUUGGAAUUUUACUAUAUUCAAGAAUUGUUGAUUCAUCCUAAUGACUCUCCAAUAGAUAAGGAAAUACUACUCAAAUUCAAUGAAUUUAAGUUGCAAUUGGAAGGUGCCGAAGCUGCCCGAACCUUACUAAAUGGAACGCUAAUUGACAACGAAAGUUGGCCCCAAUACUUUAAAGAAAAAAUUAUCAAGUAUCAAAUUGAUUCGAUUCAAGACAAUUUGAUAGAGCAGUUGCAGAUUCAUAAGAAUAGUAAGCUUCUAGUUCAGGAAAAGGAAAGAUUGCAAAGGAUAUUCAGUAACUACCAUCACGACAAUAUAUAUCAAUUCAAUGAAUUGAUAUUUGAUUUGGAAACGUUGUAUGAAAUUGCAGAAUUGAACGGAGAUAUCAAGAAACACGACACCACUGAACAACAAAUUGGGAGUAUUUCAUUAUAUGAAGAACUUCGGAAAGAAUUCACAGUAACAUUUGGUAUUGUUGGGAAUGUGAGCGGUACAGACUUUCCUCCCCCAUUGAUUAUCAGCAAUGUUAUAGACGGUAGUAAAGAGGAAGCCGAGGAUGUGUAUUACGACCCAGAAGGUUUAAACAGGAGGCAGUUUUUGAGGGACUUCUUGCAUAAGUGGGACAUUAAGCUAGGCACCGAGGGAAGAUCAAUCGCAUUGUUGUUGGAUACUCAUUGGCAGCAUUUCGGUUUGGGAGAAUACGGAUUGCAAAAAUUUUACAAUAUUAAAUUAGUAUUCAUCAAUUCCAAGUAUGAUCCCUCUAAUUCCAUUUACCAUAGAAAUCAAUUGAGACUACCAUUCUCCAUCGGAUUUGAAAGGUUCACCAAGUAUCAAUUGAAAAUGAAAUUAUUCAAUAAGUUUUACAAAGAUACAAGGGUUGUCUAUAACAAGCAAGAAGCUUUCAAGGAUUCCUUGGGAAUUAUCAAUAAUUUGAAGAUAAAUUAUGAUUUGAUUACCGAAAAAGUGCAAACUGAAAGGGAUAUGAAUAUAUUCUAUAAGUUAGGUUUCGAAGCAUCAAAUUUAUUUGAUCAAGACUUUGAGUCUCACCAAGCAUUAGCAUACGACCCAGCAUUACAGCAGUUUUCUUCACUCUCUGAUGAUACAGAGCUGAAUGAUGGAAAUAAGAACAACGGCAAGUCUAAAUCCCUUGGUGCUAAAAACACUGGUACUAUUAGUCCCUUGAUCCCGGAUGAUUUGAAAUCGAAAUUACAAUUUUCAGAUAGUUCCAGGAGAUUGAUCAAUAAGCGAUAUGAACAGGAACUAUACCAGUUCAUCAGAACUAUCACCAAGGCAAUCAUCAAAUUGAAUCCCAAGGAUGAAAUUGACAGCUCACAGUUGCAGUCAUUUUUGAUUAAGGAAUUUACAAAAGGACUAAAUGAGAGGAAGUUCAAUAAAAAGUACUCCAUGCGAGCAAUUGUUGAGUUCAUCCAGCUAAAUUUGAAGUACAAAGAAAACGAAUUCAAAAAGACAGCUUCUGAUUUGGAGAGUAGAAAGGAAGAUGACUCCAAAAUAAUGUUGAAGAAAGAUUUAGACACUGAUAGGAAAUUUUUGAACGAAAUUCAACCAUUUUUGUACAAGGCAUUCAAAAAUGGACAAAACAGUAAACUUGAGUCACAAGUUAGUCCUGCAACUGACCAACUGCAAACCAUUACUAUCUCAGAAGAGACUUUUAAGUUGUUUAACAGAUUUUACACAUCAUAUGUAAAUGACACAGCUGCAAUAAGCAGCAAAGUGAAAUACAGCGACCGCAGGAGAACAUCUCCAUUUCAGCCGGAGGACAAGAUCAACUUGAAAAAGAGAAAGCUGAGUAAAUAUGUAACUGAAAGUGACAAGAGUGAUGAUGAGGGGCAAAGAGGUUCAAUACGAAGGGACGCAAUUAGCGCAACCAAGUCAGUAGACGAGAACAAUUUCGUGUCCAAUUUCCUGGAUUCAGAAGACGACUCGAGGUUAGAACAAUCAAGGCUCGAGUAG
Molecule: messenger RNA, 2376 nt
Organism: Dujonia railenensis
Lineage: Eukaryota; Fungi; Ascomycota; Pichiomycetes; Serinales; Debaryomycetaceae
Source: the annotation of a GenBank genome assembly